AUGAAUAACCUGGCCGAAGUGCUGAGACUGCAAGGCAAGUACGAGGAGACGGAGGAAAUGCAUGGACAGAUACUGGGGCUGAGAAAGCUGGUGAUGGGGCUCGAGCAUCCCGAUACACCGACGAGCAUGAACAACCUGGCGAAGGUGCUGAGGGAUCGAGCUGACCCGCACCUGCUGCUACGAGCGCCAAACGUACAGAAUGUUGAGGGUAAUACGCCACUGCAAUUAGCAGCAGCACAACAAGAAAUCAUGCCAGGAGAUCUCAGAGUCUGUCAGAAGCAUACCACGAUGAGUAUGCAGAUAAGCCAGCCGUAUCGCUGCGUACGAGCCUGCCAAAGCCCCAAAAGCUGCGAUGAUCUGGGUGCCAAGGCGUGGUCAAGAUGCGGUGCAGGAUACCACAACAUCCACACCCCCAUCUUGACCUCUCCUAAUUCCAUUUUCGCUUUAAGACCUGAGCACACGUGA
Messenger RNA from Endocarpon pusillum Z07020, 465 nucleotides. RefSeq lists its product as uncharacterized. Bases 1 to 465 code for a protein of 154 amino acids. The record is from RefSeq and is a predicted model, not a curated record. Gene Ontology annotation, molecular function: protein binding. NCBI's taxonomy places the organism in Eukaryota, Fungi, Ascomycota, Eurotiomycetes, Verrucariales, Verrucariaceae. The transcript has 2 exons.